AUGGAUUCACAAGGUCGAAAGCUUAUCGUCGUUGACAACGGCACUGGAUUUGUAAAAUGUGGUUACGCUGGAACCAAUUUUCCUGCCCAUAUAUUUCCAUCAGUGGUAGGACGUCCAUUGGUACGGUCAUCGCAAAAAGUUGGUAGUAUAGAAAUUAAGGAUCUUAUGAUUGGUGAAGAAUGUACUCAGUUAAGGCAGAUGUUAGAAUGCAGUUAUCCAAUGGAAAAUGGAAUAGUUAGAAAUUGGGAUGACAUGGGUCAUGUAUGGGACUAUACAUUUGGUCCAGAAAAGAUGGAUAUUGAUCCGAAAGACUGCAAAUUAUUACUUACUGAGCCACCGUUGAAUCCAAGUGGUAAUCGUGAGAAACUUUUCCAAGUUAUGUUUGAGCAGUACGGUUUCAAUUCUCUCUACGUGGCUGUACAAGCAGUAUUGACACUUUAUCAUCAAGGAUUACUUACGGGUGUUGUUGUUGAUAGUGGUGAAGGUGUAACACACAUUUGUCCGGUGUACGAAGGAUACGCUUUGAAUCAUUUGACACGCCGUUUAGAUAUUGCUGGGCGUGACAUCACUCGUUAUUUAAUUAAACUCUUGCUACUGCGAGGUUAUGCUUUCAAUCAUACAGCAGAUUUCGAAACUGUUCGAUUAUUGAAAGAAAAAUUAUGUUACGUAGCUUAUGACGUGGAGAAAGAACAACGUCUAGCUCUUGAGACGACAGUUCUCACGGAAUCAUAUACUUUACCGGAUGGUCGCGUGAUUCGUGUUGGGGGCGAAAGAUUCGAAGCACCUGAAGUUUUAUUUCAACCACAUUUGAUUAAUGUUGAAAGAUCUGGUCUUAGUGAGUUACUGUUUGGAGUUAUACAAUCUGCUGACAUCGAUACUCGACUUGAAUUUUAUAAGCAUAUUGUGCUAUCUGGUGGUACCACCAUGUAUCCUGGUCUUCAGAGCCGUUUGGAACGUGAGUUGAAACAGCUUUAUCUCGAUCGAGUUCUGCGAGGGAAUACUGAGGCGUUUCAGAAGUUCAAAAUUCGAAUUGAAGCACCUCCAAGGAGGCAACAUAUGGUAUUUCUUGGUGGUGCUGUAUUAGCGAACAUCAUGAGGGAUCGAGACACAGAUUUCUGGAUUUCGAAACAGGAAUAUGAAGAAGGAGGACUUGAGCGAUGUUUGAGAAAGUUAGGCAUUAGGUGA
Messenger RNA from Brugia malayi, 1185 nucleotides. It is a transcript of the gene Bma-arx-2, whose product is annotated as actin-like protein C, putative,actin-like protein 2, putative. Gene Ontology annotation, cellular component: Arp2/3 protein complex; actin cortical patch. Gene Ontology annotation, biological process: Arp2/3 complex-mediated actin nucleation. The record is from RefSeq and is a predicted model, not a curated record. Gene Ontology annotation, molecular function: actin filament binding. The coding region runs from base 1 to 1185 and encodes 394 amino acids. The transcript is spliced from 10 exons. NCBI's taxonomy places the organism in Eukaryota, Metazoa, Nematoda, Chromadorea, Rhabditida, Onchocercidae.